Molecule: messenger RNA, 1170 nt
Organism: Candoia aspera
Lineage: Eukaryota; Metazoa; Chordata; Lepidosauria; Squamata; Candoiidae
Gene: SLA2
Product: Src like adaptor 2
Exons: 7
Coding region: 74-892 (272 amino acids)
Biological process (GO): regulation of MAPK cascade; signal transduction
Cellular component (GO): cytoplasm; plasma membrane; nucleoplasm
Molecular function (GO): epidermal growth factor receptor binding; phosphotyrosine residue binding
Source: RefSeq, a predicted model, not a curated record
CUUCUCUUCUGCCUUUUGUUGAUAGGCCUCUCUGAGUGGUGUACUAGAAGAUUGCUGUUAGUUACAUAUUGUGAUGGGAAGCUUGCCCAGUAAGAGAAAACAGAUUGCUACCCAGACAAACCCACAACUGAACACAUGGCACAGCCAGAGCUAUAGCGUAAGCCUGCCAGUUGCCAGCUCCCCUGUAGUUGUUGCAGUUGGUGAUUUUCCUUCUGGAGACACAGAGCCAAUACUAAGGAUGGGGGAACAGCUGAGUUUGCUAUCUGAAGAAGGUGAAUGGUGGCAAGUCAAAUCAAUAGCAACUGGCAAAGAAUGCUGUGUACCUAGCAAAAACAUAGCUAAAAUUUCACACAGGUGGCUCUAUGACGGCAUUGAUCGAGCAAAAGCUGAGGAGCUGUUGCUGCUGCCUGCCAACCAGGAAGGCUCUUUCCUCAUAAGAAAGAGACAAGUGGGGAAAGGUUGCUACUCCUUAUCAAUCAGAUACACAAAUCGUGCAUCCUGGAAUUGUAUAAAACACUAUCGCAUUAACUGUUUGGAGAACAGCUGGCUUUAUAUCUCCCCCAGCCUUACCUUCUCAAGCUUGCAUGAACUGGUGGACUAUUAUUCUGAAAGUAGUGAUGGCUUAUGUUGCUGUUUGAAGAAACCGUGCUUCAUCCAAGGAACUAGUUCCAGCUUGUUUCAUCAUCUUUCCAAACCUGUGGAAGUGAAAAAAUCUGCUUUCAACUGGCAGGAGAUCAACAGCUCAGACUUGUCGUCAAAGGAUCCACUAACAGAAGACUCACCCAUCAGUCUUGGCUUGCGAGAAGCAGUUAGUACUUACCUGUUUAUGACUGAAGACCUGCCAUUAGGGGACACACCUAACAGGAAAGGAAGGCAAUCCAAAGACUUAUAAAGCUAAUAUUGGAAAUAUUUCUGAAAUAUGAAGCUUGAACACAAGAUCUGUUGAAUUUGCAGUAGUUUUUAUGUUGAUUCAAGGUGGCUGUCCUUAAAUCAGUGUUAUCAUGGUACACUUUUCAUCUUUUUUCCAACCAUGUGGGCUCAUUCAAAUAUUGUGUCUGUAUAUUGUACAUUUAUGUAUUUUGCUUACAGGCUUUACACUUGGUAACUCAUAAUUGACUAGUACUGCAAAAGCUGAGGUAUUCACAAUAAACCAAAUAAUUGUUUCACCAG